Cannabis sativa is the source of this 690-nucleotide messenger RNA. RefSeq lists its product as uncharacterized. The record is from RefSeq and is a predicted model, not a curated record. Bases 1 to 690 code for a protein of 229 amino acids. Lineage: Eukaryota; Viridiplantae; Streptophyta; Magnoliopsida; Rosales; Cannabaceae. The transcript is spliced from 2 exons.
AUGCAGGUUGCAGGUGAACAAAGUUUGUAUUUGGAUCUUCCUAAUACUACGAGUAUGAAUAAGAAUGUUACUUUGAGUUUCCUCAAAGAUAAAAUGCACAAGCGAGUGGAAAGUUGGGACAGAAUGUGGCUCUCUAAGUUGAGAAAGGAAGUCCUUUUGAAAUCUAUCGCUAAAUUUCUCCCUAGUUAUGCUAUGAGUGUAUUUCUGCUUCCGCCUAAGCUUUAUUUUGAAAUGGAAAAAAUCAUGUGUAAGUAUUGGUGGCGGGCAAGAAGUAAUGGCCAAGGGAGGCAAGGGUGGCUGCUUUUAACUCAUUAUGGUUCACUUAUUGGCCGUAUAUUUCAAGCGCAGUAUUAUCCUCGUGGAUCUUUUUUGUUUGUGGAGUUGGGGUCAAAUCCUAGUUAUGUUUGGAGAAGUAUUUUUGCUUCUCAAGAGUUAUUUAAAGAUGGUUCCAGGCGGCGUGUUGUUGAUGGUUUUUCUAUUAACAUUUUGGGGCGGCCGUGGCUUCUUUGUGAGGAUCAGUCCGAGAUUACUUCUUUGCAUCCUAGUUUGGAGGGGGUGAAGGUUAAUCAGAUUAUGGUGGGAGGGGCCCAGACGUGGGAUGAUGAAAUUCUUGAUGAUUUGUUCAAUGCUUUUGACCAACAAUUAAUUAAGAGUAUUGUGUUGAAUGAUAAUCUUGGGUCGGAUCAUUGA